Molecule: messenger RNA, 1923 nt
Organism: Prunus armeniaca (apricot)
Lineage: Eukaryota; Viridiplantae; Streptophyta; Magnoliopsida; Rosales; Rosaceae
Source: the annotation of a GenBank genome assembly
AUGGUAGCUGCUGUCGACUCAUUCACCGCCAACACUUACGAAGAGGCUCGCAACCAACGCCUUGAAGAAAACAAAAGGAAGUUCCAGGAUUUGGGAAUUUCAAACAUUUCGAAGACUCUGACCCACUUGACUGCUUCUCCGAACAAGUCCCAGCAACGUGUUUCAAGACCCAAAGCAAAAAAUACCUGUUUUGAUUUAGAGCCAAGACGGUCUUCCCGUCAGCGCAACCCAAUCCAAUCGUAUCGUGAUGAUGUUGACAUAGGCCUGCCAACUUUGAGGAAAGGGUCAAGGAAAACUUCAUCUUCAUGGGGAAGCUACCUUGCAAGGCCUAUAGAGGAAGUCAGAGCUGCUUCUUAUGAAGAAAGGAGUGCUGCUUUUAAAGCGGCAGAGAAGCUUCAAGAGAAUCUACAGACUGAGAAUCCAUCUUUUGUCAAAUCAAUGGUUCGGUCUCAUGUUUAUAGCUGUUUCUGGUUGGGGCUUCCUUCAAAAUUUUGCGAGGAUCAUCUCUCAAAAACGGGGUCGGAAAUGAUACUAGAGGAUGAAGAUGGCAAUGAGUAUGAUGCUGUCUACAUUGGCAAGAGAGCUGGGCUUAGUGGGGGCUGGAGAGGGUUUGCUUUGGAACACAAGUUGGAUGAUGGUGAUGCGCUUGUGUUUGAACUGACUGAGCCCGCAAGAUUUAAGAUCUACAUAGUUAAGGCAUACCCCAUGCCGAGUCUAGAAUGUUUCAAAAACAAUGUGGACAAAGAAGAGAUUACCAGUGCUGAAAAGACAUCAAAGGCAGCCAUGAAGACGGACUCAGAAUCAAAUCAGAAACGAAAGUCAAAGAGAGGUAUUGUGCCUGAGAUGGAUGAGUCUCAAACUUCCCCAGACUCAGAACCAAAUCAGAAACGAAGGUCAAAGAGAGGUACUGUGCCUGCAAUGGUUGACACAAAAACUUCCCCAGACUCGGAAUCAAUUCAGAAACGAAGGUCAGAGAGAGGUGUUGUGCCUGUGAUGGAAGACUCAAAAACUUCCCCAGUCUUGGAACCAAAUCAGAGACGAAGGUCAAAGAGAGGUAUGGUGCCCGAGAUGGAUGACACAAAAACUUCCCCAGACUCAGAACCAAAUCAGAAACGAAGGUUGAAGAGAGGUACUGUGCCUGCAAUGGUUGACACAAAAACAUCCCCAGACUCGGAAUCAAUUCAGAAACGAAGGUCAGAGAGAGGUGUUGUGCCUGUGAUGGAAGACUCAAAAACUUCCCCAGUCUUGGAACCAAAUCAGAGAAGAAGGUCAAAGAGAGGAAUGGUGCCCGAGAUGGAUGACACAAAAACUUCCCCAGACUCAGAACCAAAUCAGAAACGAAGGUCAAAGAGAGGUACUGUGCCUGCAAUGGUUGACACAAAAACAUCCCCAGACUCGGAAUCAAUUCAGAAACGAAGGUCAGAGAGAGGUGUUGUGCCUGUGAUGGAAGACUCAAAAACUUCCCCAGUCUUGGAACCAAAUCAGAGACGAAGGUCAAAGAGAGGUAUGGUGCCUGUAAUGGAUGACACAAAAACUUCCCCAGACUCGGAAUUGAAUCAGAAACAAAGGCCAAAGAGAGGUAUCGCGCCCGAAAUGGAUGACACAAAAUCUUCUCCAAAGGUUCUGCCAGAUAGCCCCAAAGGUCAAGAAAUUGAACAGGAAGUCAGCCCGAUGAAGAAGAAUGAAGUUGCUCCUAAACAAAUUAGAAAGAAAGCUAAAGCAAACAGAGUUCGUAGCACAGAAAAUCCAGAAGGUUGCGAAGUACAGGAAGCAAACACAGAAAGUCCAGAAGGUUGUGAAGUCAAACCGGAAGCAAGCACAACUGAGACGGAUAGUAGAGUUGUUAAAGAUGAGAAGGAAUUUGUAGCUAGGAAACCCAGAAAGAAAGUUGUAAAGGAAAGGCUUUUCCGAAAGAGAGCAUAG